CACACACACACACACACACACACACACACACACACACACACACCCCUCGCUGAUCCCACCUCGUUGUGUAACAGUGACAGUUAUGUGGAAACCCGUCGACCAAUUAGCCGACACCGCUCUCUUACUUUUCACACACAGACCCCAGGAACAGGAAGUACUGUGCCACCGCCGUCCAACCAAACGUCUCGGUUGACCUUCUCCAAACUAAAGAUGUUGAUGAAUACACUUUGAUUUAUGAAUAUAUCUUUAUUUUUAUUCUCAUAAAAGAUGGAUAAACGGACGGACGGUAAAGAUAAGAGAGUAGAAAAGGAAAGCAUUCGGUCCUUGGAGCUCUGCUUUGAAUGGAAGUUUGGGGAGCGUCCUCAGCCACAGCGCCUUACACGAGAAGCGAUGAGGAACUACCUGAAGGAGCGGGGAGACCAGACCGUCCUCAUCCUCCACGCCAAGGUGGCCCAGAAGUCCUACGGCAACGAGAAGAGGUUCUUCUGCCCCCCCCCCUGUGUGUACCUGAUGGGCAGCGGCUGGAAGAAGAAGAAGGAGCAGAUGGAGCAGGACGGCUGCACCGAGCAGGAGUCCCAGCCCUGUGCCUUCAUCGGCAUCGGGAACAGCGAGCAGGAGAUGCAGCAGCUCAACCUGGAGGGCAAGAACUUCUGCACGGCCAAGACGCUGUACAUCUCGGACUCGGACAAGAGGAAGCACUUCAUGCUGUCGGUGAAGAUGUUCUACGGGAACAGCGCCGACAUCGGAGUCUUCCUCAGCAAGAGGAUCAAGGUCAUCUCCAAGCCCUCCAAGAAGAAGCAGUCGCUGAAGAACGCCGACCUGUGUAUUGCGUCGGGGACCAAGGUGGCGCUGUUCAACCGGUUGCGGUCCCAGACGGUCAGCACGCGCUACCUCCACGUGGAGGGGGGCAACUUCCACGCCAGCUCCCAGCAGUGGGGGGCCUUCUUCAUCCACCUGCUGGACGACGAGGAGUCAGAAGGGGAGGAGUUCACGGUGAGGGACGGCUACAUUCACUACGGUCAGACGGUCAAACUGGUCUGCUCCGUCACUGGCAUGGCCCUGCCGCGGCUGAUCAUCCGUAAGGUGGACAAACAGACAGCCCUGCUGGACGCUGAUGACCCUGUCUCCCAGCUCCACAAGUGUGCGUUCUACCUGAAGGACACGGAGCGCAUGUACCUGUGUCUGUCCCAGGAGAGGAUCAUCCAGUUCCAGGCCACGCCCUGCCCCAAGGAGCCCAGUAAGGAGAUGAUCAACGACGGGGCGUCCUGGACGAUCAUCAGCACGGACAAGGCGGAGUACACCUUCUACGAGGGCAUGGGCCCCGUGCACGGGCCCCUGACGCCCACGCCCGUGGUGGAGAGCCUGCAGCUGAACGGGGGCGGAGACGUGGCCAUGCUUGAACUGACGGGGCAGAACUUCACCACCAACCUGAGGGUGUGGUUCGGAGAGGUGGAGGCGGAGACCAUGUACAGGUGUGGCGAGAGCAUGCUGUGCGUGGUGCCGGACAUCUCUGCGUUCCGCGAGGGCUGGCGCUGGGUGCGGCAGCCGGUGCAGGUCCCCGUGACGCUGGUGAGGAACGACGGCAUCAUCUACUCCACCACGCUGACCUUCACCUACACGCCGGAGCCCGGCCCGCGGCCGCACUGCACCGCGGCCGGCGCCAUCCUCCGGGCCGGCGGCGCCAGCCUGCUCAACGCCAACAACAACAACAACAACGGUGGCGGCGGCGGCGGCGGCGGCCAGGAGGUCAGCGUGUACGGCGGCAAUGCCGGGGUCACGACCUCAGCCACGGCCGCCGCGGCGCUGGUCUCUUAACAGCACGACGGGAGAUUGCCGGCAGUGGAGGAGAACGCCGGGAUUUUGCCGGAAAAUGCUGGGAUAUUACCGGUAAAAUGCCGGGAUAUUACCGGUAAAAGACCGGGAUAUUACCGGUAAAAUGCCGGGAUAUUAUCGGUAAAGUGCCGGGAUAUUACUGGUAAAAUGCCGGGAUAUUACCGGCAGAGCCGGGGUCGUCCAGGACUCACGGGGAACAUUACAAACACAGAAAAUACGUGAACUCUCUCCACAGUGCUGCAUAUUUGAAUCGUUUUUUAGGUUCCUUCGCUUUCGUUUGGGAUUUGAAAAAAAGAAGAGAGAAAUAAAGCGAGGGAACAGAACAAAGAAGACAAACCUAGAGACGUGAAUAAUCGAGGAUUUGUUUUUAUUUUUUAUUUCCUUUUCGUACUUUUUUAUUCAAAGAAGCUGCAACAUUGCAGAUACGUCGUGGACCGAUUGUAACUAAAGAUACGUGUUGCCCAAUCUGGUCGUCGGCCACCCCCGCCCCCCCUUUCAAUGGUCUCUCCCGCCAGGCUUCCGGAAUUCCACUUCCUGAUUGUGAAUGAGAAGGCUCCGCCCCUGACUCCACCCCCAGCUCUCUGCACCUUCGACUAGCCUAGCCUGCCUACUAGCCUAGCCUGCCAGCAUCCAACCAGAACCACAACACGUCCACCCUGUACAGAGCCCUUCACUGUGUGCUCCCCGUCUCCCCCAUCUCCCCCUCUCGGUCUGGGUGUCUUGUGGCUGCAGGGGUGAGGAGGCAGCGGCCAUUGUGUGAAACCGGCACAACCCUUUGUUCGGCUGGCCCCUCGUUUUUACGGACCAAUAAUCUUGUAUAAGCUUUAGUGAAAAGGUACAUUUUCCCUAUACCUUUAUUUUAUUUUUUAUUUUUUAUUACAACCUAUAGUACAUUUUUGUUACCAAAUAGUUUCUACUCCUCCUGUGAGGCGGUCCUUCUGUUGGUUUUGGUUCCUGUGUUUCCUUUGCGGUCCAAACCUUUUGAUAUGAUUAUUUUGUACUGUGGAGGCGGUGUCGUCUCUCUCCUGGUCGCCUGCCUUGUGUUCUGAGGACGACCGCGUCAGCAGAACCCGGUGCUUCAGGGCGAACGGCCGCCGGGGCCCGGGACUCUGCCGUGGGUUCUUUAGGGAUCUACUUCUGAGGGCCUGUUUUUUGUAAUCCUUUUUUUUUUUUUUUUUUAAAGAAGAGAAAAAAAAGCUUUAAGCGACGCCUUCGCCUUGCCUGUGUUCGUAACGAACGAGAAACACGGAAAAAAUACCCGCCUGGAUGUCUCUCACCUGGUUGCCAUGGGAACGCUUCCGGAAAUCCAUAGAUCCAUAGAAAAAAAAAAAAAGAAUACCUUCCAACUGUUACACGAGAAAAAAACGACUGCUCAGCUGCUGACCGGCGGCUGGGCGGUCUUAGCUGAGAGGCUAGCCUUAGCACUGUCGUAUCGCUGCGCGCCUUCUCCCGCCAACCGCAUAUCAGACGCCGGUGUGACUGCACACGGCGGACAUCUUUAUCGGUGGUCGUCCUUCUCGCCGCCCCCCCGCCCCGUUCUUACGCCGCCGUAGACCCCGCCAGCGGUCCUCUGUUAUUCUUUCUAUAACUCCUCCUCCUCUCUUAUCAGUAAAAAGCGCAACCCAGCCCUUUGAAAAGAACCCAACACUUCCGAUGUGACGUGGCCUUACUAAAAUAUCAAAGAUGAUCUCCUUGGGGGGGUCUGUUGAGACGCCCCCCUCCCCCCCCGUCCCCCCCCCCGUCCUCGGGUGGCGUCCCGCGGCGAGCGCCACCUGCUGUGAAUCGUCCUCCAAUUUGUGUGACUGCUCGAACAUACAGAACAACACAAGAUGGCCGAUAGUGAAACUGCCUUCUGAGGCGGCUGGCCUCCACUCAGCCUCCCGCGCUGGUUGGUUGGUUGUUGUCGUGUUGUCAUUGUUGUCAUUGUUGUUGUUGUUUUGCUACUAUGGUGACCGAUGACCUUCCAUUUAUUCUCGUGGUACAAACUUCGGAGCGCUAUGACCUUUGGUUCUUCCCACCUUUUCUUGGAAAAAGAGGUUUUGAAUUAGCAGAAACCUGUGAGUGUGUGUGUGUGUGUGUGUGUGUGUGCGCUCACGAUUAGAAAGCAGCCACACUUGUCUUUGAGUCUCGUGAUGUUAGGUUUCCCGAGGUAGAACCGAAAACUAAAAAAAGGCCUUCUUUAUGUGUUCACGUCCGACGAUGAGACUCCAAACAUUCAGCAAUACUGCUCUCCUCUCGAUCGCAUAAUGUCUGCCUGACCACUAGCUCACCAGCCAGCUGUGUGUGUGUGUGUGUGUGUGUGUGUGUGUGUGUGUGUGUGUGUGUGUGUGUGUGUGUGUGUGUGUGUGUGUGUGUGUGUGUGUGUGUGUGUGUGUGUGUGUGUGUGUGUGUGUGUGUUCUAAGCAGGGCCAAGGCUGAAAC
This is a messenger RNA of Gadus morhua (Atlantic cod), 4254 nucleotides long. RefSeq names its product recombination signal binding protein for immunoglobulin kappa J region b (gene rbpjb). The record is from RefSeq and is a predicted model, not a curated record. NCBI's taxonomy places the organism in Eukaryota, Metazoa, Chordata, Actinopteri, Gadiformes, Gadidae. The transcript has 11 exons. Gene Ontology annotation, biological process: regulation of transcription by RNA polymerase II. Gene Ontology annotation, cellular component: nucleus. Gene Ontology annotation, molecular function: DNA-binding transcription activator activity, RNA polymerase II-specific; RNA polymerase II cis-regulatory region sequence-specific DNA binding. The coding region runs from base 268 to 1815 and encodes 515 amino acids.